CGCAUCGCAUUGCGGCGUCGGCUCAAGCCGAACUGCAUUCCAGCUAUCCGGUUUUGGAGAAGGAGACGGUUGCCGAAGACUUCUCACACAGCACUCUCGGCAACUAUAGCGACAUGAAGCACAUCGGUGCCAUCUGCUCCUUACUUUUACUACUGGCACACGCUGGUGCCCAGUUCCAGUGCCCGAGCAGCAACGGCUAUUUCCCAGACCCGGAGCAAUGUGACAUGUACUACGAGUGCCGCCGGGGAGUGGCUAAGCCAAAGCUGUGCGCUGAUGGCAUGGCCUUUCAUGAAGGCAACCCUCUGUACGCACGAUGCGACUUCCUCGGAUCCGUGGACUGCUCACGAAGACCAUACCUGCAGAAUGCCAAGUCUACGCGCAAGUGUCCCCGCGCCAAUGGUUUCUUCCCGCACGAGGAUUACCCACGUGUUUGCCAGGAGUUCUACAGCUGCACGAACGGCGUGGCAGCCAAGCUCUCCUGCCAGAAGGGACUUGCGUUCAGCAUAAAGCACAGUGGGUGUGAGUGGGCUGCCAGGGUUCCCGGUUGUGAGCACGAGGCUGUAGAGGAAACGCAACAACCAUCCGAGGACCGCGUCAAUUCAGAAGAGGAAACGUGAGAAACAUUACCUGGUGAACUUGUUUUGGAUGUCACGUUUUUUUGCUCUGCAGUACAUUUACUUCACAAUAUAGUUUCCUUGUGUGUAUUACAACAAUUAGGUGUUAAUAAAUGCAAUGUUUCGUGCUUAAGAA
Molecule: messenger RNA, 750 nt
Organism: Rhipicephalus microplus (southern cattle tick)
Lineage: Eukaryota; Metazoa; Arthropoda; Arachnida; Ixodida; Ixodidae
Product: protein obstructor-E
Cellular component (GO): extracellular region
Molecular function (GO): chitin binding
Source: RefSeq, a predicted model, not a curated record